AUGGAAGCUUCAAUCAGCAGAUCAUUGAUAAAAUUCACCAAUCGCAACUCCAUAAAUACAAUCCUUCAUUCUAACUGCCAUCCAUUGAAACUCUCCCCGCACCCGUCACCACCCGUCUUCUCACCCUUCACCACACUCGCUACUCUCUCACUCUCAGACCCUAAUUCUCACGCUCGCAAUCAUUUCCCCAAUUGGAAACCCUCUCAUUUCACCCCAUCUUCGUUCCCAUCAAAUGUCAAUACUCCAAUCUCCGCCGAUCGUUUUGCUCGCAUUUUAUCGGGCCACAACGACAAGUCUUUUGAAUGGAAGUUCGCUGAUCGGGUAAAUGGCGGAGAAUUAGGGUUUCUUCCCGAGGAUAAGCGGGCGGAUGUGACGGUGGUGGUGUUAGGCUGGCUAGGAUCGAGGCAAAAGCACUUGAGGAGGAAAUUGGAGUCAAGAGUUACAGUAUUGACUGACGAGCUUGUGUCAUGGUUGGAGGAGAAGGAGAACGAUGGAAGGGACCGGUUCUUGAUCUUUCAUACCUUCAGUAACACUGGUUGGCUUGCCUAUGGUUCUAUUCUGAACAAAUUGCAAGGUAGACAAGAGCUACUGGAUAAGAUCAAAGGGUGUGUUGUUGAUUCUGGAGGAGACCCAGAGCUUGAUCCUAAGGUAUGGGCAGCUGGAUUCACUACAGCUUUGCUUAAAAAACAAAGCUCUGCAGUUAAUUCUUCCUCUGAAACAAUGGAAGUAAAAAAUGUCAAUUCAGAUGAUAAAGAACUUGAAUUCAUUGAGGUCUUCCUUCUGACAUUAUUUGAGAAGUUCUUUGCUUAUCUCCUUCAAUUACCAGAUAUAAAGAAGAGAUUGACAGAAGUAACAUCAACUCUAUCAGAAAACCAGCCUUCUCAUCCACAGCUGUAUCUAUACAGCACAGCUGAUAAGGUGAUUCCAUUUCAUAAAAUAGAAUCAUUUGCUGAACACCAAAAGAAAUUAGGAAAAAAGGUCACGACUUUUAACUUCAAAUCGACCCCACAUGUGGAUCAUUAUAGAACUUUCACGGAUACGUAUCGGUCUUUGGUUCAAAUUUUCUUAAAAGACUGUUUUGCCCUUGAAGGUAAGCAAUUGUGUAAUGUAGUGAAGUGAGAUUGAAAGGUAGAGAAUUAAUAGAAUGGUUUCUUGGUUUCUUACUUUUACUUGAG
Messenger RNA from Lactuca virosa, 1175 nucleotides. The record is from the annotation of a GenBank genome assembly. Lineage: Eukaryota; Viridiplantae; Streptophyta; Magnoliopsida; Asterales; Asteraceae.